This is a messenger RNA of Zootoca vivipara (common lizard), 871 nucleotides long. It is a transcript of the gene INCA1, whose product is annotated as inhibitor of CDK, cyclin A1 interacting protein 1. Gene Ontology annotation, cellular component: cytoplasm. The record is from RefSeq and is a predicted model, not a curated record. Lineage: Eukaryota; Metazoa; Chordata; Lepidosauria; Squamata; Lacertidae. Gene Ontology annotation, molecular function: cyclin binding; cyclin-dependent protein serine/threonine kinase inhibitor activity. Gene Ontology annotation, biological process: negative regulation of cell population proliferation; negative regulation of cyclin-dependent protein serine/threonine kinase activity.
AGACAGUCCAAGAUGGUCAGCAGAUACCAACCAGAAGCAGAAGCAGAGGCUGCCAGCUCCGACUGUUCAAAUAGUAACAUUUGGGAUGGUCUCACCCAACAACCAAGCUCCUGCUGGAUGGAAGAAUAUAACGAGGCACCGUCCCUGCUGACAUCUGGCUAUGUAGUACAAAGGCCUGCUGAGGCUGAAAGAGACCCUUUCCCCUGGCAGAUUAUUUCAACCACACAGAAACUCCCACCCCCCAAGGAGCUGUGCCGGAAGAAGAGAAAGGGGCCAAAACGAAAAAGACUUGAAAAUGUCAGAGCCUUGUCUGUUUGCUAUCAUCUGGAGGAGCUGAGGAGGCGGCAAAGCAGCAUGGACGAGCUGAAAAAGGCUAAAUGGGGUGGGCUUGUCCCCCAGCCAUUCUCCGAAGGUGCAGGAGGAACUGCUGACUCACCCCCCAAAGUAACGUGCCAUGAUGAUGAUGAUGAAGACCCCCUGAGCCCCUUCAGCAUGCUGAAGCCAACUUUCCAGCUCUAUGAAGAGCCCCCAGUCUUCAGCGAAUGCAGCAAGGCGCAGCUCCUUUAUCCGGAGUGGAACCCCACCCUAAGAGAGCAGCUGAGGAUCCCUCAAGAAAGCCCUGUGAUCUCCUACACAAUGGCUACACAGGACAGGUUCCAAGCUUCAGUAGGCUGCCUCUACAGGGGAUUCAAACUGCUGUCGGAGGAAUGACCCUGAUGGCAUAUGUAGCCAGAGCUUGCCCCCCCCCCCUCUCUCUCUCUCUGUGUGUGUGUGUGUGAAGGAAAACCUUUCUCAAAGCACUAAUAGCCUGCGUGGGUGGGCGGGAGAUGGCAGGCUGCUGCUGCUGAUCCAUACAUACUGAAUUAACAGG